Molecule: messenger RNA, 2576 nt
Organism: Physcomitrium patens
Lineage: Eukaryota; Viridiplantae; Streptophyta; Bryopsida; Funariales; Funariaceae
Product: disease resistance protein RGA2
Molecular function (GO): ADP binding
Source: RefSeq, a predicted model, not a curated record
UCAGCACUGUUGACGAUAAUGUGAGGGAGGUGUUGUGAAAAGGAUAUCUGCUGCGAUACCUCAGUAAGAAGUGAACGAACAAUUCAAAAGCACGGUUUGCAGGGCCCCGCCAUGGCUGGAGUAGCAUGCUGAGGCAGGAUCAGGUCGCAAUGCAGCGUUACUUUAGCGAGGAUGGGUUUGAGUUGCAGACCGCUCGGAGGGUUUGGCAGUGCCACAGUCACCAAGUUCUCUGCAACCUGCCCUGGCCAGCGUCCACUUCGGUGCUGCUGCGGCCUGUUGGGUCUCGCGACCUCGCCUUCGAUAUUCUCUGUUAAUAUACAACUCAGGUUCCAAAUACUCAUUCGAUCGGCCUUUCAAACGCAGAUCCGAGUCAUGAUCGCUUCCGAGAGGUUUGCAGGAGCGCAUAGCAUUGUCUUGUCUGGCUGCUGACAGUGGUGUUGAACCGAUUAUUUAGAUUCCUUCACUUCGAACACCUCAUCUACAACAUCGAGUUCUGAGACGGUGUCCCAUCUACAAAUGGCGGAAGCUGUGGCGUUAACCGUCCUGCAACCAAUGGUACAAAAACUUCUGUCGGCGAUGGUGAAGGAGGUGGCGCGUCCGGAAUGGAACCGCAACAAGCACGCGGAGGAGCUGGAGACGUUGCUGAUGGAGCUAAAGCCGAUGGUGGAUAACAUUAAUCCAUCUACCGCUAACCGAGCGGUGGGUGAUUGGUUGAAGGGUUUGCGCACGAGGUUAGACUGCUUGGAGCUCCUGCUGCUUGACAUGAAGAGGAAUCGUUUCACUAUUUCUCAGUUCAAAAAUUCAAGGAAGCUGGUGAAGGAGAAGGAGCUGCUGAGCAAAAUUCUAUCACAAGCUUCAGUUGUGGUGUUGGCAGUGACCUCGGUGACUUCUGCGAAUGUGACUAGGCUGCGCGAAGAAAACAAUGAACGACUAGAGGGGCUACUGCAGAUCGCUUGUGCUACCAAACAGGUUCUUGACAAGUCUCAAUACGGAUACAGAAACCCAGAAUGUGUGAUGGCUGAGAUAUCGUCUAUCACAAGUGAAGCGGAUGCCAUCCACUUGACUUCCACACACACUAGAGCUUUGCCAGAAGCCUCCACCUCCACUGACAUGCCGCGCGGAGUGGACAGCGAGACGGUGUUUGGAGGAGAUGGGAAUGUGGAAGAAGCAAAGAAGUUGUUACUGGACCAGAACACGCACAUGGUAGGGUUCUGGGCAUCAGGGGGGGCCGGGAAGACGCUUGCCGCCCAGCGAGUCUUCGAUGACGACGCCAUCCGAGCGCACUUCACAGGAGGCUGCUUCUGGUUCACUGUCGGUGGAGACUUGUCGGUGCGGAGCCUCUUUCUAGCCCUCGGAGAGAAGAUCACUGGUCCCUCAGAGGUUCGCGAGAACAUUCCCAUGGAAGAUUUGACAGCACAGCUACGUAAUGAGCUCAAGGAUAAGAAGAACAUUCUGGUUGUCCUGGACGAUGUCUGGAAAGAAGAUGUGCUACGCUUGGUGACAUGUGUGGUCCCCUUAAGAGCGGGGUGCAAAAUCCUGGUCACCACUCGCAUAGAGGAGGUGUUGGACAAAAACCAUGUGACGAAGCUCCCAUUCGUGUUGCUAGAUGAAGAGAACAGCUGGAAGUUGUUCUGCUGGCAAGCGUUUCGAGGGACGUCUCAUGUGCCCCCGGAGCUGGAAAAGCUAGCCAAGGACGUGAUGGGCGAAUGUGGUGGGCUUCCGCUGGCGCUGAAAGUGAUUGGCAGUGUGUUUGCAGGGAAAACUGAUCGGGGAUUCUGGGAGUUGAGUUUGCAGAAGCUGAGGGACGCGGAUGUUCUAGACAAAGGUCACGAAACGCAGCUGUUCAAUCGACUGAAACUCAGUUUCGAUGAGCUUGGAAGUAUCGAUGGAAGAUUGCAGGAAUGCUUUCUCUACUUUGCUGCAUUUCCAGAGGAUUGGAAAGUCGACGUAUACGAGGAUUUGCUGCCGUUGUGGAGAGCGGAAGAAAUUGUGCAGUUGAAGUCUGAGUAUGAUCCGAAGCUAGAAGCGUGUAGGAAACCUAAAAUCUCUGGCAGUACUCAAUUUGUCUGGGACGGGUAUAGUGACGCUCUCAAGUUAAUCGGGAAGUUGACCGGCAUGGAGGAGCUGUAUCUUGAUUUGUGUCUGCGUAUUACUUACCUUCCAAUUUGAUUCACCCCACCAGGUUGCAAAUUCUGUAUAUUUAUGGAAGUGAGCAUUUGUGGAGAACGGGUCUUUGGGAGGGACUUUCCAAAAUGUUCAGAGGAAAAUUAGCGGUGCGGAACCUUGUUGCCUUGGUUGGCUUGGAACAUUUGAGUGUCUUCUCUGGUAUAUCCUUGGUAACGGUGCCGUUGCCAGUUGAGUUGCUGACGGCAGCGAAGAGGUUCCAGACGUUGCAGCUGUAGGGAGAUUGUUGGCGACUUACAGAGUUUCCAGAGUUGAGUGAUGACUAACAGCACUCGGAAUGCCUUUGGCUAAAAUGAGAGGGGUUGGUUUCUCUUCUAGACUCCUUGUGUUCUCUCUCACUUCUGAAAAUCUUCAAUAUAUCGAGUUCAACGUUGGUCUCACUUCCAGCUCUA